CUAAUUUACCUGCCAACCUACAACUUGGCAUCUCCAUCUUGACGAAAAUCGCUAAACUUUCGUUCGCUACAAGCCUCUCCGUUGCAACCUAUUCCCCAUCACACUAAGCCAUCAUGACUUCUGGAGCUCCCCCCAACUACUAUGCCAUCUUAGAAAUAACUGAGAAAGCAACGACACAACAAGUUCGAGAUGCUUACAAGCGCGCCGCUUUAAAGACGCACCCGGAUCGCGUUGCUGGUGAUUCCCCAGAGCGAGCCGAGCGAACUCGCAAGUUCCAACUUGUCAACGAUGCUUACUUCACCCUCUCCGACCCCACACGCCGUCGUGAGUACGAUGCCCAGCGCAAGCUCUUCAACACCGGCACCACCCCUACGAACCCCUUCGAUGACAUCCCCGAGACCGAAACCGAGGGCGGGGCUGCACCACGUCAGAGCCCAUACUCGUGGGCAUGGAACUUCUUCACCAACCAAGCCACAGGAGGUCAACCUCCCCCUCAGGACCGUGAGCAGACCGAGAAUGCACAGUUCAGCGAUGUGUUUGAGGAGAUGAUGCGCGAAGAGGGCAUGGCCGAGGGCAGAGAUAACCACCCUACCGGCAGAUUCUGGGGCAUGCUGGGCGGUGCUAGUGGCGGCGCCCUAGGCUUUAUCGUUGCCAACGUGCCAGGUCUCGUUGCGGGUGCCGUAGCAGGAAACAGGCUGGGAGCUGUGCGUGACGCCAAGGGGAAGAGUGUGUACUCUGUGUUCCAGGACCUUCCUCAGGACGACAAGUCAAGACUGCUCAGCCAGUUGGCUGCCAAGGUGUUUAGUCACGCUGUCGGUAUUUGAAGUUGAAAAGAUGAGGUAUAGGUUAGGUCAGGUUUGCUGGGCGUUCUGGGAGUUGGUUUGGUUUGAAUGAGAUAUGGGAUUGAGCAGGAUGGAAUGAGUGAAGGACAUACCUAUAGCUUCUCAGGAAUAAACUUGCUGCAGUUAAAAAGAUUUAGUGUUGCUGAUCGGUUGUC
Molecule: messenger RNA, 997 nt
Organism: Fusarium graminearum PH-1
Lineage: Eukaryota; Fungi; Ascomycota; Sordariomycetes; Hypocreales; Nectriaceae
Exons: 3
Coding region: 114-824 (236 amino acids)
Source: RefSeq, a predicted model, not a curated record